Molecule: messenger RNA, 407 nt
Organism: Etheostoma cragini (Arkansas darter)
Lineage: Eukaryota; Metazoa; Chordata; Actinopteri; Perciformes; Percidae
Product: probable G-protein coupled receptor 171
Exons: 2
Biological process (GO): G protein-coupled receptor signaling pathway
Cellular component (GO): membrane
Molecular function (GO): G protein-coupled purinergic nucleotide receptor activity
Source: RefSeq, a predicted model, not a curated record
GUGACGCGGUGAUGAUGUCUUCUUCCUCCAACGCCAGCAGCGGCGAGGACAGCGAGCGGUGCGUCGUCAACGACCAGAUGGUCCCCUUCAUCGUCCUCUACAUUCUCGUCUUCAUUGUCGGUCUCCCUGGAAACCUGCUGUCCCUGUGGACCUUCAUCCGCAGUCCCGGGACCGAGCUGCAGAGCACCCGUGUGUACCUGACCAACCUGCUGGCGGCUGACCUGCUGCUGCUGCUCGCGCUGCCCUUUAAGGUCCUGAAGGACCGUGGGGGGGCGCCCUGGACCCUCAUGGUGUUCCACUGCCAGGCCAGCGCCGUCGCCAUCUACAUCAGCCUCUACGCCGCCAUCGCCUUCCUCGCCUUCAUCAUCGUCGACCGCUACCUGCAGGUGUGGGGUCAGAGGUCGUCU